Molecule: messenger RNA, 770 nt
Organism: Perkinsus marinus ATCC 50983
Lineage: Eukaryota; Perkinsozoa; Perkinsida; Perkinsidae
Exons: 1
Coding region: 29-673 (214 amino acids)
Source: RefSeq, a predicted model, not a curated record
UCCAGAUCCAUUCUGAAAUCUUCUAACUAUGAGCGCUUCAGUCACCGCCCAGCAUAUUCCUUCCAGUUCUACUCAGGCAACAGCUGGCACCACCUACUCUCCUCAGCCGACAACAGGAUCUGCCUACUACUAUAAUCAGCCUACGACUGCCUCCGCUGUUGCUCCUCCAUCCGGUCCUAUGAUUGACGAGAAGAUUGUGGGGAAACAGAAGGAGAAAGCUCUCCGGGAGUUGGAGUCUCGUGUCAAGCUCGCUCUUCAACAACAUGACCAGAUGUAUCAGCUCCAGAAGUCCCACAUCAACGCUGAUCAUGACAGGCAGAUGGAGUAUACGAAGGCAACUAUCGAGAAGGAGCGACAAGCUGCUCUCUUCGAUCUCGAGGGUCAGUAUCAGACCAAUAACAGAGGUUUGGAACAGGCCGCCAUUCAGCAGCGUAUGCAGAUCGAAACCACCGCCAUGCAGCUCGAUAUCCAGGCUCAUCAACAGAAGAUGGUUCAAGAGCAUCAGGAGCGUGAGCGCAAGUGGACUGGUCACGUUGCUGGUAUGCCUCCUGCUGGUUAUCCUACCGCCCCGACUAGCUUUAAUCCUUCUUACACAGUUCAGCAACCGGGUAACGUGGUCUACAGCAGCACGGUCCAGCAACAUAGAAUCAGUGUCUCACCUGCUGCCGAGUGAACGAGCAUGAUAUGACGGUGUUAUUGUACGGUCGAGGAAGUCUUUGCUUGUUUGUAUAACUUGUCAAAGCUAGACCCAUGCAUAACUCUCAAUUCCA